UCACGUGGGUGCGGCCUGCUAGAGCCUGAGCCCGAGCCUCUACGCCUCGAGUAAUUGCCGCUUCCUGACGCAAUGGCGACUCUGAAGAUUGUUCCCACAGGUCUAAAUGUCGGGACGUUUAAUUCCGAGUUGCUGCGACCUCAACUUCCGCGCCGUACAGCUACUGGAGGACAGAGGUCAAGGGUAAACAUAAGGGCUGUCUCCGCUCCGGUCCAACAAGCUUUAGAAUACCGAAAGCUGGGAGACUCCGAUCUCCUGGUCAGCGAGAUCACCCUUGGAACCAUGACCUGGGGUAACCAGAACUCUGAAAGCGAAGCUCAUGAGCAGCUGUCGUAUGCUUGGGACCAGGGGGUCAAUAUUCUUGACGCAGCAGAAGUUUACCCAAUCCCAAUGUCAGGUGAUACUCAAGGAAGAACAGAGCAGUAUAUCGGAAAUUGGCUCAAAACCAUGCCGCGUGACAAGGUGAUUGUUGCGACCAAAGUAGCAGGUUAUUCGGAGAGAUACCAGUAUCUUCGUGAAGGUGGAGGAGUAACGCGGGUGAACAAAAAGAACAUCAAGGAAGCUGUAGAGGGCAGUCUAAAGCGACUUGGAACUGAUCAUAUUGACCUUUUACAGAUCCACUGGCCAGAUCGUUAUGUGCCGUUGUUUGGGGAGUACAUGUACAACACUGAAAAAUGGCGCCCUAGUGUUCCCUUUCAAGAGCAGCUUGAAGCGAUGCAGGAAGUCAUUCAAGAAGGCAAGGUUCGUUACAUUGGAGUCUCAAAUGAAACAUCAUUUGGUGUAAUGGAGUUUCUACAUGCGGCGAAGACAUGUAAUCUACCAAAGAUAGUGAGCAUACAAAACAACUACAGCUUGCUUGUCCGGUGUCAUUAUGAAGUGGAUUUGGUGGAAGUUUGCUCUCCUCAAAACGGAAAUGUUGGUUUGUUAGCUUAUUCGCCUCUUUCAGGAGGCACACUGAGUGGUAAAUACGUCUCUGAUCAAAUCACAGAAGGAACGAAGACUUGGAGGCUCAACAUGUUUCCUGGAUACAUGGCUCGGUACAGGAAAUCUUUGGCCAAGGCUGCUGUAGAGGCCUACUUACAAGUUGCAAACCGUCACAACAUGUCACUGGUCCAACUCGCCCUGGCUUUUGGACGCGAUCGGCCCUUUAUGACAAGCAAUAUCUUGGGAGCAACAUCCAUGGAACAGUUGAAAGAAAACAUAAGCGCAUACCAGGUUCCUAGACCUCUUGCAAGGGAGAUUGAGGAGGAUAUUGAAGCUGUAUUUAAGAAGUAUAGAGAUCCUACUAUUUGAUUUCUUACUACCUACAGUAGAUCUUUCUCAACCUCUAGAGGGUGUUGUAUUAGUUCAGUUUUGGGGUCAAAAUCCAUGUUAAGUAGUAUUGACAAGUAGCUUAGAAUCAUUCUCGACAAAAUGUUAUGCAUCUGCGCACAGAGCUGCUUUGUGGCAAUAUUGUGCGUAGUAAGAGAGGGGCUCCUUUCACGAAAGUCAAAGUGACGCAUGCUCGAAUUGGGUCUCGGUGGGUGAAGUGAUCAUGUGUUCAUCAAGUCCAAGUUUGUUUCGUACCGAGGAAGCACAUCUGAAGUGAAAAUUCGAAUGCGUAACUGAUGUAGGUAUUUGAUAGGGAUGUUUUAACUUUGUUCUUUAGGAAUUUAUGUCCUUUGUCAAUAUGUGUGUGAGUACUCAACCGGUCGCAAGGCGAACAGCCGAGAACUAUUUUGAGUAACAAUGGACGAAGAAGUGUAUAGUUCA
This is a messenger RNA of Marchantia polymorpha subsp. ruderalis, 1752 nucleotides long. NCBI's taxonomy places the organism in Eukaryota, Viridiplantae, Streptophyta, Marchantiopsida, Marchantiales, Marchantiaceae. The record is from the annotation of a GenBank genome assembly.